CGCCGAGCCGCAUACAAAACCAGGCGACGCUCGCCAGUAUUCAUUCAUUUCCAGUAGCAUUUGCCCUCCGAUAUCGAAAUAAUUCCAUCAGAGUAGUUAACAGAAAGAAAGAGUAACGACACCCUUCCUCUACGCAAAAAGUAAAAGCAAAGUUGAUCCGUGCUUUGACUCGAAUGUGGUUUGGAAUUGAUGAAAACUGAGAGUUCCUCUGGCACGAACGAACGUCUUCUUGAAUUAGACUUCCCGAUUAAUUUAUCCGGCAUCUUCCUGGGAACUUUGUAAUGAAUUGAUCGCACAAGACAGUAGGUGUAGAGAAAAGUUUCUUUGCCAUGGCUUGGGGAUACUGGAGUGCAACUACUGUGAGCGACAGGGGCAGGAGUCCGAGGAGGAACCAAAAUGGUUCGACGCCGCAGACGGUGCCCGUUACAGAAGAUCGGCCCGCCGUAAGCCAAAGCUACAGCUCCGGCGGAGGUGGUGGAAGCAAUGCUAACAUCACCAACGUCAGUAUGCAGCACCUAGGUGAACAACAACAACAACAUCAGCAGCAUCAUCAACAAGCUGGCAGCAUCGAGUUCGAGGUCGAGCCAAGCCUGUCUAGGCGGCCGUCGCUCGACCUCAGCAUCGGAGGUCCUCAGGGAUCCUUAGCUGGGAUCCUGUGCGCUGCCCACGGCUCCAGGUCCGGCACACUUUCCGCCGGUAAUACCUUAACUAGAACCGGCAGCAGACAUACAGCUAUCAGUAGCGUCGAUUAUGCCGUACCCCAUCACAUGCAUCCCCAUCACCAUCAUGCAGCUUACGUUGAAUAUCAUCAGACUCAGCUCAGUUUCUCAGACGACGAUUCCAGCUCCGAGCCUGGCUAUGCCACAGUGUUUCCCAAUGUACCUCCACCUGGAAUGCCAUGCCAAGGAGAAGAUCGGAGCAUAUACAGAAGAGGGGCGCGUCGCUGGCGCAAAUUAUAUAGAGUCAAUGGGCACAUAUUCCAGGCGAAGAGGUUCAACAGGAGGGCAUUCUGUGCUUACUGCAGGGAUCGGAUCUGGGGAUUGGGACGGCAAGGAUUUAAGUGUAUUCAAUGUAAGCUGUUAGUGCAUAAGAAGUGUCACAAGGCUGUACAAUCUCCGUGUACCAACGAAUUGGUUGAGCCUGUCGUUGGUAAAGAGGAUCAUAAUGGGGAAGCAUCUGCAGUUCGAGCUUCCUCAGAAUUGGUUGCCGAUUAUCCAGUUAUACCGCCAGACGUUACCGGUGAAUCGGUUCCAAUCGAGGAUCCAUCACAGCCGGCGGAUGAUUUGGAGCCAGGCACCCAGAGGCAAUACUCCGUGAAAGAUUUUGAAUUUAUCCGCGUUAUCGGACGCGGUUCUUACGCCAAAGUCUUGAUGGUUGAGCUGAAGAAAACUCGCCGGAUCUACGCCAUGAAGGUUAUCAAGAAGGCUUUGGUAACGGACGAUGAAGAUAUCGAUUGGGUGCAGACUGAAAAGCACGUUUUUGAAACGGCAUCAAAUCAUCCGUUCCUCGUCGGAUUGCAUUCGUGUUUCCAGACGCCGUCGAGGCUCUUCUUCGUCAUCGAGUUCGUCCGAGGCGGAGACUUGAUGUUCCACAUGCAACGUCAACGUAGAUUGCCGGAAGAACACGCUCGUUUUUAUGCCGCCGAGAUCUCCUUGGCGCUCAACUUCUUACAUUGCAAAGGAAUUAUUUAUAGGGAUUUGAAAUUGGAUAACGUAUUAUUAGAUCACGAAGGGCAUAUUAAAUUGACUGACUACGGGAUGUGCAAGGAGGGGACCCGUCCCGGCGACACCACCUCGACGUUCUGCGGAACGCCCAAUUACAUAGCUCCAGAAAUUUUGAGAGGCGAAGACUAUGGAUUUUCAGUGGACUGGUGGGCAUUGGGAGUGUUGCUUUACGAAAUGCUUGCCGGCAGAUCUCCGUUCGAUAUCGCCGGAGCCUCCGAGAAUCCUGAUCAGAACACAGAGGAUUUCCUCUUCCAAGUUAUCCUAGAGAAGACGAUCCGUAUUCCGCGCUCGCUGAGCGUAAAGGCAGCAAACGUACUUAAGGGAUUCUUGAAUAAAAAUCCGGCCGAUCGACUGGGAUGUCACAGCCACAACUCCUUUGUUGAGAUUCAGGAACACCCGUUCUUUAAAAGCAUCGAUUGGGAUAUGCUCGAACAGAAGCAAGUCCAGCCCCCGUACAAACCCCGCUUGGAUUCGGAUAGAGAUUUGGCUAAUUUCCCGCCAGAAUUUACAGAUGAACCCGUACUUUUAACCCCAGACGACCCACGUGUCAUCGAGAAGAUUGAUCAAUCCGAAUUUGAGGGCUUCGAAUACGUAAAUCCGUUACUGAUGUCUUUGGAGGACUGUGUGUGACACGACGUAUUGUGUGCCCUUCAUCCCAGUAAUCUACCGCCUCCGCCGCCCUUACCUAGAUAUCCACCACCGCUUUUCCCUCCUCCGCCACCACCAGAACUUGACGACUAUCUCCAAGUGGACAUGCGACCCAGCAAGUCCCUACUACAGAAUAUAUUCUGCCUUCCACUAAAUUAAAAAAA
This is a messenger RNA of Nicrophorus vespilloides, 2536 nucleotides long. It is a transcript of the gene aPKC, whose product is annotated as atypical protein kinase C. Gene Ontology annotation, biological process: establishment or maintenance of cell polarity; protein phosphorylation. The record is from RefSeq and is a predicted model, not a curated record. Gene Ontology annotation, molecular function: protein serine/threonine kinase activity; ATP binding; protein binding. The transcript has 6 exons. The coding region runs from base 330 to 2354 and encodes 674 amino acids. Lineage: Eukaryota; Metazoa; Arthropoda; Insecta; Coleoptera; Silphidae.